AUGCCCGCGCAGGAAGCCAAGCUGCUGGGCGACUUCCUCCUUGCUCCCGCACCACUACGCGAUUUCAUGACACUGCGCCAGUUCACCGACAUCUUCCCCAGAAGCCAUCGUGAGAACCCAGCCGUCCAAGACCUGUACAGAGAGCUCCACCGUCUGCGCGAAGCCGAGAUUGAAGCUGUACGCGUGGACAUCACCAAGGAGGUGAAACGGUCGAAGCAGUUGAGACGAGCUUAUGCACGAGAGAGACGGCAGCUGGAUGAUGCGCACGUCCCAGGCAUGGAUCCAGUCGCUCUCCAGACGGAAGAAGAGCUCUCCGGUCUAGGUCGCCAGUCACCGCAUACGCUACAGACUGUUCACUCCAGCAUCGAACACGCAUGCCAGAGCCUCGAAGCACAGAUCGCAGAGAUGGAAGAGGAGAGCCGGCGAACCCUAGCCGAAGUCCAAGAAGCUGUUGGUGCUCUUAGUGACUUGCGUCACGGCCGAUUCGCGCCGUCAGCCAGUGGUGAAGAGAUCGGAGCAGAGGUGCUAUCCACGCUACAAAGGCUGGAAGCUGUAUGCGCAAAUCCUGCAGGCUGA
Molecule: messenger RNA, 576 nt
Organism: Ascochyta rabiei
Lineage: Eukaryota; Fungi; Ascomycota; Dothideomycetes; Pleosporales; Didymellaceae
Exons: 2
Coding region: 1-576 (191 amino acids)
Biological process (GO): chromosome segregation
Cellular component (GO): kinetochore; Mis6-Sim4 complex
Source: RefSeq, a predicted model, not a curated record